Molecule: messenger RNA, 524 nt
Organism: Arabis nemorensis
Lineage: Eukaryota; Viridiplantae; Streptophyta; Magnoliopsida; Brassicales; Brassicaceae
Source: the annotation of a GenBank genome assembly
GAGGCCCAAGACUGCUUUGUUGGUCUGUCCUCAGGUCCGGUCCUGGUUGCGGCACGCGCACCGGUUCCUUCCGGCAUGAGAUGUCGUACGCGUACCAGCUCCUUUUGGCACGGGAUGCGGCAUGUGUGUUGGCUCCUUCAGCACGGGACACGGCACGUGUACCGAUUCCCUUCGGCAUGGGAUUUCGCACGCGUACCACCUCCUUUCGGCAUAGGACGCGGCAUUCGUGUCGGCUCCUUCAGCACGGGACACGGCAAGCGUACCGAUUCUCUUUGGCACGAGAUGCGGUACACGAGUCUGAGCCCUUCGAAAAACGAUACGAUAAUAAAGUCGUAGUUCUACUGAAUACACAUUCCGUGCCGAAGGGAGUUCUGCCGAAUGCACUGUCUAUGCCGAAGGCAUUGCUAGAAAAGACAUUCUACCAAAUUCACCGCAGUGAUCAUGACGAGGACGAAUAUAAGAAUGCUGUCGAAGACCUAGUCAUGAGGAGUGGGCCGAAGACAAAGACGUACGUUCUAAAAUGA